AUGAUCUUCGUCUUGCACCCCGGAACGUCCAGCGCGGACGAGGUUGAUGGGAACAGCGACGUGGCCGGAUGGGGCAGGGCAGAUAGCCCGAUGUCGGAUUAUGAGGAAAUCUUAGGGUACUACGGAGAAGCAGCCAAAGAAAUAAGAAGCGGACAACCAGAGGCAGUGGAAGCCGUGGCGUCUGACUCCAACAGCAAACCACACACACCCGCCCCGGCGAAACGUCCAGGCAGCACCGGCUCGCUGCAGCGUUCGGCAUCGAGUUCCCUCCCAGAACGAGAGGGCUGGAUCAACAGAGCCACAGCCAGCCAGCUGCGGGAAAGGCUGAGCCAGAGGGCGCAGGCGGUGGAAGACGAUGGCGUCCUGCAGCCUCUGCCCUCGCCCGCUCUACCGCCGUCGCAGAAGCCUUUCCAAGCUAAGCCUCCUCCUAAAACCAUGUACGCAACAGCCACAGCCGACAACAGCAACCUCUGCGACAACAGCACCGACAAUGCCGAACGCCCGCCGGUACUGCUGCAGACACAGUUGCAGUUCGAGGUUCUAAUGCUGCGGCUAAUGCGAGAAUCCGAAUACCCGCUCACGAGACUGGAAGACAAGCUGGUGGAGAUGCACGACAUGAUAGCUGAGAACCUUCGCUACGUAGUCGAAGAGAUCAGCUUCCGUCUUUGGCAGUUCCCAAGCAAUCUCUGCUAG
Molecule: messenger RNA, 693 nt
Organism: Lasiosphaeria miniovina
Lineage: Eukaryota; Fungi; Ascomycota; Sordariomycetes; Sordariales; Lasiosphaeriaceae
Exons: 1
Coding region: 1-693 (230 amino acids)
Source: RefSeq, a predicted model, not a curated record